AAAAGGGUUCUCAGUUUGUCCUCGCAGUUGAAAUAAAACGAAUCAACGGUCAGGGAGGGGGCUGGGCUCCGAGUCACGUGGCCUGGCUCUGGGCUUUGCGGGGUGGCGUCCCUGACUGAGGGAAGCAAGCGGCAGGUGCCACCUCGGGGUCGUAGAGCAGGCGUCGGUCACUGAUGCCCCUUGUUUUAAACAGGAAUUGGGGCUUGUGGACAGUUAGACACGGAAGUCAAUGGCAGCCCCUGGCGGCGUGACUGGAAAACAAUAGGGAGGUAGUUUAGCGUGUUAGGCUGCAGUCAGUCAGCGGGCAGUGUAGGUGUGCACACCUACCUACAGACUAACUCAGUAAGAGGAUGUCUACAGUGGUGCAUAUCUACCCUCUCUUCUGGAAAAUAAGAGCCAAGCAAGCUGCCCUGCGCAAGGAAAGAUUCAUCAUCCUCCAUUCCCCUGUGAAUCAAUCACCAUAAAUCUCAAGGCAACCCAGAGGAGGAAGGUCCCCAGGGGCCUGACCCUGCUGUCAAAAAAAAAGAGAGGCAACAUUUCUGUCUGCUUUAAUCGCAGUUGUGGCAUCAAGCACAAUUUAUGUAUUUAAGCCAGUCUCUUUCUCACACCGAUAUUACUGACUAAGCCUUAUUGAUUGCUUUUUCGCUAUGAAAGCCAUGGAAGAUCAGGUGGUACAGGAAGAACCAGGAUACCAGGAUGAUGAGGAAUCCUUUUUUCAAGAUAUUGACCUGUUACAGAAGCAUGGAAUUAAUGUAGCUGAUAUUAAAAAACUGAAAUCAGUGGGAAUCUGCACUAUCAAAGGGAUCCAGAUGACAACCAGGCGGGCAUUGUGCAAUGUGAAAGGGCUUUCAGAGGCCAAAGUGGAUAAGAUCAAAGAAGCAGCCAACAAGCUUAUUGAACCGGGAUUCCUGACUGCCUUUGAAUACAGUGAAAAGCGGAAGAUGGUAUUUCACAUCACCACAGGGAGCCAAGAUUUUGACAAACUGCUGGGUGGUGGGAUUGAAAGCAUGGCUAUCACAGAGGCCUUUGGUGAAUUCCGAACAGGUAAAACCCAACUUUCCCACACUCUAUGUGUGACAGCUCAGCUUCCAGGAGCAGAUGGCUACACAGGAGGGAAGAUUAUCUUCAUUGAUACUGAAAACACUUUCCGUCCAGAUCGUCUUCGUGACAUUGCUGAUCGUUUCAGUGUGAACCAUGAUGCAGUUCUUGACAAUGUGCUGUAUGCUCGUGCAUAUACCAGUGAACAUCAGAUGGAAUUGCUUGACUAUGUAGCAGCAAAGUUCCACGAGGAAGCUGGCAUCUUCAAGCUAUUGAUCAUUGACUCCAUUAUGGCACUCUUCCGUGUGGAUUUUAGUGGCCGUGGGGAGUUGGCUGAACGGCAACAGAAACUUGCUCAGAUGUUAUCAAGGCUCCAGAAAAUCUCAGAGGAAUAUAAUGUGGCUGUGUUUGUGACCAAUCAGAUGACUGCAGAUCCAGGGGCAACUAUGACUUUUCAGGCAGACCCUAAAAAGCCCAUUGGUGGCCACAUCUUGGCCCAUGCUUCAACCACAAGGAUCAGCUUACGGAAGGGGAGGGGGGAGCUGCGCAUUGCCAAGAUAUAUGACAGCCCUGAGAUGCCUGAAAAUGAAGCCACGUUUGCCAUAACUACUGGAGGAAUUGGGGAUGCCAAAGAAUAAGCAGAAACCUGGCAAAAAUCUCCAUCUGAAAACCGCCCAGAUAAAGCCAAAGUAUCCAAGGUUACUGACUCCCUGAUUACUUUGUAUUUUUCAGGCUCAGUUUUGGAUAUUUAGAAUUGGGAGCACACUAGAAAGUUAUUAGAAGAUCAUAUUUCAAUGAUCUAAACAGGAACUGGUUCAUGUUAUUUCUUUUUUUUAAAUGAAAUUUGCAGCAGUCAGAAAUUUACAAAGCAAAGAAACUUGUGACUCAUUCAAGAAAUGUCUUCUUUAGGGUUUGUGAGAAGUAAAGCUGUUUUAUCUUAUGGGCUUAAUGGGACCUUUUAUAGUUUCUUGGAAAGAGAAUGUCUGUGAGAUAGGGUGUACACAGCAUGGAAUAAAACAGCAUUGAAACAAACAUGGUUUAAAAAAAUGAGUGGUUAAUACAUAGAGGGGAAACGUAGUGGACAGAGACAGGAAUACAGGAACUUGCUAGAUCUCAUUGAGAAUAGAAGAAUGAUAGUUACUUGAAGACAAUUUUUAGAAAUUUUAAUCUUGAUUAAUUAGUGAUUUAUUUGUAUUUAAUUCUGUUUUAGAAUAUUUAACAAUGUUAUGUAUUUUCAUGUUAAUGGAAAAUACCAAAUUAGAACAUCUCUUCCCUAUGCUUGUGUGCAAUACAUAUACUUUAAGUCAAAACCUGAUCACCUGAACUGGCCUAUUAACUUUGUUGUGAGAACUUCAGUGGGCAAACUAAACAGGAUGUAGCCCAAUAUUUCAAAUAAAUAAGCAGAAAAGAAAAUGUGUAAAUUAAAGAAACAGUCCAUGUUUAACACUUUGAGGGAUUUUUAGCACCUAAUAGCAAACCCUCUUUGCAGACAAAAAAAGAGCCGAAUGGGAAGCCAACUUUAGCGCCUGGCUUGAGGGUUUCUAUUCACCGCUAAAAAGGUGCAUUUUUAACAGAGUAAUUAAAGUACAAGUGCUAUCAUAAGGC
Molecule: messenger RNA, 2643 nt
Organism: Alligator sinensis (Chinese alligator)
Lineage: Eukaryota; Metazoa; Chordata; Crocodylia; Alligatoridae
Gene: DMC1
Product: DNA meiotic recombinase 1
Exons: 15
Coding region: 648-1676 (342 amino acids)
Biological process (GO): DNA repair; DNA strand invasion; DNA recombinase assembly
Cellular component (GO): nucleus; condensed nuclear chromosome
Molecular function (GO): single-stranded DNA binding; ATP hydrolysis activity; DNA strand exchange activity
Source: RefSeq, a predicted model, not a curated record